Molecule: messenger RNA, 444 nt
Organism: Cooperia oncophora
Lineage: Eukaryota; Metazoa; Nematoda; Chromadorea; Rhabditida; Trichostrongylidae
Source: the annotation of a GenBank genome assembly
AAUAUUCCUGAAAGACUUCACUACACAAAUUCUUCACGGAUUGGCCGCAUAGUUAUAGAACCGGAAGUUGGUUGGGCUGCAUCUUUUUCCGUGUCAUGCACACGAGAGAAACUGCUCGAGACGUAUGCACCUGGCAACAUCAAGUUUAAUUCCUCAUCACAUGGUAUGGACCCUGAUCGAUGGGAAAUGCGUGCAAUGCUGGUAAUGGGUGGGCCGUCGAUAGUACCAGGAAAAAAGAUCAGGGAUAUUCCUGAAAACAUCGAACUUUAUCCUCUAAUGUGUUAUUUGUUGGGAAUAGAGGCAGCUCCGCAUAACUCGACAUCAUCUGUGGUCUAUCAAGCACUUUUGGCCAAAACCACCAAUAUACCUUUGAUGACCUCCUCUUUUACCGUGAGUCUUUCGAUAUUUUUUUCAAAAUUUCCUGGCGCUAACCUACCUGGAUGA